Lates calcarifer (barramundi perch) is the source of this 983-nucleotide messenger RNA. RefSeq lists its product as uncharacterized. NCBI's taxonomy places the organism in Eukaryota, Metazoa, Chordata, Actinopteri, Centropomidae. The record is from RefSeq and is a predicted model, not a curated record. The transcript is spliced from 3 exons. The coding region runs from base 246 to 962 and encodes 238 amino acids.
UUCAACUGAUUCACCACCAAGAUUGCUCCCUGAGCAGUUGGGUAUUUAAUGAUGUUACACAGGGCAGCAAUGAUCAAAUGUGAAUUUCAAUACAAAGCAGCAAAUCACACAACUCUGGCAAGCUACAGUGCUCAGGAGUUUGGAUUACAGGAACACAUAACUAAACCCAGCUUCCUGAGUACAGUAAACUUUCGUUGGUUUGGUUCUGAUUUUUCUUUUGGUUUUCCCACUGUUUCACUACCCUGAUGAGAUACUGUAAUUUCUUGUGCCCUCUAGAGAUGAGGAAGACUAAACACAGAACAGAAACCAAAGGAGGGAAAGGAACUCAUCAUUCUGGCACAAAGAAAAAGGAGAAACCGCCCUCGAGCCAGAGUGUCCAUGUCAAUGGAGUGGCAACAGAGUCUAAACCAGCUGUCAAACGAAGCCAAAAGACUGCAAAGAAACCAGGGGGAAAGAGUGGGAAAGAGGGGUCCAAGAAGAAUCACAGCUCCUCAGUCCACUCCCCACCCACUGCUAUGAGCCCACCCAUGGGACCCCACUAUCUGGACGUACCAUACAGAUCAGACAGGAGGCCCUACCUAGGCAAGUCCUCCACCCUUCCUGCACAGGAGAACACAACCCCGGGCCGCUGCAUGGACAUGGCCAGCCUACCUGGUGGUGCAACGCCGACCCACACCUACCACCAGCGGUGGAGCAACCCAGGUGAGAGCAGCCCUGCCUGGGGCACCAUCCAGCACACCUGUCGCAGGCCGCUCACAGAGUAUCGCGUGUACUCCCAUGACUUCACUGCACCUAAUGGGAAGGAGUGGGAGGAAAGACAGCAGCAGGAUGACAGCUUGAAACAGGACUGUAAACCCCAGAUUCCCCCAAAGGUGCCACGGUCCAUCACUGAUGUGGAUCUCUCAGAGCCAAAUGUGAGUUUAUGGUUGUUUUUUUUAACACGUAUAGUUCUAGGUGCUUGAGUAUGUGGUCUCACUUUGUAU